Molecule: messenger RNA, 521 nt
Organism: Podarcis raffonei (Aeolian wall lizard)
Lineage: Eukaryota; Metazoa; Chordata; Lepidosauria; Squamata; Lacertidae
Product: protein S100-A10-like
Exons: 3
Coding region: 9-392 (127 amino acids)
Molecular function (GO): calcium ion binding
Source: RefSeq, a predicted model, not a curated record
AAAUCUAGAUGGGGUAUAAGAGGUGGGAGCGAUUUAGGGCUCUUCAUCCAACUUUGGCACAUUCGAACUCUCUUGUUCACCACCACCAAGGUUGCCACCAGAAGCCCUUCGGAAUGUCCAAGCCCAAGACUCAGUUGCAACAACUUAUUGAACAAUACAUAGAACUCUACUACAGGUAUUCUGGGAAUUCUGACAGCCUUGACAAGCAGGCAUUUAAGAAGAUGCUGGAGGAGCAGUUUCCUGACACUGAUGAGUCUCCCUUGAAGCAACAAAAGAGAGACCAGCUCUUUGUGGAGGCAGACAUAAACAAGGACGGCAAACUGAGUUUUGCAGAAGUGGGCCGUCUGAUUUCAAAAUUCAUUGCUGAAACUAAUGACAAAGUCCGCAAGUAAGAAGGGCGUCCCCUUGGCCACUGGAAAAAUGGCCCAGCAAGUCCUCCAGGAGAUGUCAGAGGAGUGUUGGAUACUAACCUUCCAAAUAUUCACAAACCGCUAUCCGCAUUCACUAUCUUGGAAUGUAAU